GGCCAGCUCCUGUGCCAGGCUCCCCCCCAGCACUGCACUGACCGAGGCAACAUGAGGGGUAUCGGGAACAACCCCAGCAGGGGCAGGGCAGUGUGUAUGACAAAUUGUCCCACUCUCAUUGUUAUGGUCGGCCUUCCUGCUCGGGGCAAGACUUACAUCUCUAAGAAACUGACCCGUUACCUCAACUGGAUCGGCAUACCAACCAAAGAAUUUAAUGUGGGCCAAUACCGUCGGGACUUUGUGAAAUCCUAUAAAUCCUUUGAGUUCUUCCUUCCUGACAAUGAGGAGGGGCAAAGAAUACGCAAGCAGUGUGCCUUACUGGCGUUUAGUGACGUUGGACGCUAUCUGGGAGAGGAGGGUGGUCACGUGGCGGUCUUUUAUGCGACAAACACAACGAGAGAACGAAGAGAAACCAUCCUCAAAUUUGCUGAUCAGAAUGGCUUUAAAACAUUUUUUGUGGAAUCGGUGUGUGUGGAUCCAGAGGUUAUCGCACAAAACAUUGUGCAAGUGAAGCUCAGCAGCCCAGACUAUGUGCACUGCAGCAGUGAGGAGGCUACGGAGGAUUUCAUGAAAAGGAUUGAUAGUUACAAGAACUCAUAUCAGACCCUGGAUGACAGCCAUGACAAGGACCUGUCCUUCAUUAAGAUUAUGGAUGUGGGACGAAGAUACUUGGUCAACCGUGUAAUGGAUCAUAUCCAGAGUCGUAUUGUUUACUACCUGAUGAACAUACACGUCACACCGCGAUCCAUCUACUUGUGCCGGCACGGCGAGAGUGAGCUGAAUCUUAAGGGGAAGAUUGGUGGAGAUUCUGGGCUCUCCAACCGAGGGAAAGCGUUUGCUAAAUAUCUGUCCAAAUACAUUGAAGAGCAGAACAUAAAUGACCUGAAGGUGUGGACCAGCCAGAUGAAGAGGACAAUACAGACUGCGGAGGCGCUGGGUGUGCCAUACGAGCAGUGGAAGACGCUAAACGAGAUAGAUGCGGGUGUUUGUGAAGAGAUGCGUUAUGAGGAUAUACAGGAACGCUAUCCGCUGGAGUUUGCUCUGCGUGACCAGGAUAAAUAUAGAUACCGGUACCCGAAGGGAGAAUCCUAUGAAGACCUGGUGCAGCGGCUGGAACCGGUUAUCAUGGAGCUGGAGCGCCAGGAAAAUGUCCUUGUAAUCUGCCACCAAGCUGUCAUGGGGUGCCUGCUCGCAUACUUUCUCGAUAAGAGCGCUGGGGAGCUGCCUUAUCUCAUAUGCCCCCUGCACACAGUGUUGAAGCUCACCCCUGUUGCCUAUGGUUGUAAGGUAGAAACCAUCAGUUUGCAGGUGGAAGCUAUGAAUACGCACAGGGAAAAGCCUGAGAAUGUUGAUGUGGACCGGUCGAGUGAAGAAGCCUUGCAGACGGUACCGAGCCACCUCUAGCCGCCAGUGAGAAUUCCUACUGCGGAUGAGAAGCAGCAUCACAAAAACCUGUCCGUCCCUCCUCUUCUGAGCCAGACC
This is a messenger RNA of Bombina bombina (fire-bellied toad), 1482 nucleotides long. RefSeq names its product 6-phosphofructo-2-kinase/fructose-2,6-bisphosphatase 4-like. Gene Ontology annotation, cellular component: cytosol. The record is from RefSeq and is a predicted model, not a curated record. The transcript has a single exon. Lineage: Eukaryota; Metazoa; Chordata; Amphibia; Anura; Bombinatoridae. Gene Ontology annotation, molecular function: ATP binding; 6-phosphofructo-2-kinase activity; fructose-2,6-bisphosphate 2-phosphatase activity. Bases 52 to 1404 code for a protein of 450 amino acids. Gene Ontology annotation, biological process: fructose metabolic process; fructose 2,6-bisphosphate metabolic process.